This is a messenger RNA of Xenopus tropicalis (tropical clawed frog), 3574 nucleotides long. It is a transcript of the gene ppp4r1l, whose product is annotated as protein phosphatase 4 regulatory subunit 1 like. NCBI's taxonomy places the organism in Eukaryota, Metazoa, Chordata, Amphibia, Anura, Pipidae. The transcript is spliced from 20 exons. The coding region runs from base 140 to 2899 and encodes 919 amino acids. The record is from RefSeq and is a predicted model, not a curated record.
CGGACCCCGCUCUAUCAGAGGGGCAGCCAAGCCCCGCCCUCGCCAUUAGCCGCGCCCCUCGUACUCAGUCGCUGUCCUGAACUCUGUGGGCGCGUCCGUCACGGGAGCGCGCCUCCCAUCGCCCGGCUCAGCCCUCAAGAUGGCCGGGAUCCCGCUCUACUUUGUGGAUCUACAGGACGAUCUCGACGACUUUGGCUUUGAGGAUUAUGGCCCAGACUGUGAGAGCAUGAGAAUUUCUGCAUUCCUGGAUAUCCCAGGGCAGGACAACCUGACUCCUCUGGCCAGGCUGGAGAAAUAUGCAUUCAGUGAUAAUAUAUUCAACAGGCAGAUUAUUGCCCGAGGGCUACUGGACGUUCUGAGAGACUUUAGCAGCAAUGAGGAAGAUUUCCUGACUGUAAUGGAAAUAGUCGUCCGUCUGUCAGAGGAUGCAGAACCCACGGUACGGACUGAGCUAAUGGAGCAGAUUCCCCAGAUCACCAUUUUCCUACAGGAGAGCCGCUCGCACUUCCCUCGAGCCUUCAGCGAAUACCUCAUGCCCAUCCUUGUGCGCUACCUCACAGACCCCAAUAAUCAGGUGAGAAAGGCCACGCAGGAAUCCUUGCUGAUAUUACUGGAGCAGGACCUGAUUGAUCAGAAUGACUUGGAGAACAAGGUGUGCCCCGUACUCCUCGAACUCUCCGCCCCCGAGAAUGACGACGAAUACAAAGUGGAAGCUGUGAACAUUAUCUGCAAAAUGAUCUCCAUGCUGGGCAGACAGACGGUGGAACAGAUGCUUCUUCCUCGGUUCUGUGAUCUUUGCAGCGACGCUAAACUGUUCCAGGUCCGGAAGGUUUGUGCGGCCAACUUUGGAGAGGUGUGCAAUGCCGUUGGCCAGGAGGCCACAGAGAAGUUCUUGAUCCCCAAGUUCCUAGAACUCUGCUCGGACAGCGCGUGGGGGAUGCGGAAAGUCUGCGCCGAAUGCUUCAUGGCCGUGUCCUACAUGACGUCCAGCGAGGUCCGGCGGACAAAGCUGUCCCCCCUCUUUAUAAACCUAAUCAGUGACCCCUGUCGAUGGGUGCGGCAAACUGCUUUUCAGUCUCUGGGUCCGUUCAUUUCCACCUUCGCUAACCCUUCCAGCGCUGGGCUGUAUGUAAAGGAGGAUGGGACCCUCAGUAUCAGACCUCCACAAGAGGCUGUGCUACCUGGGGUGACCAUAGGCACUUCUUCCAGUCCUGAAAGCCAUGGAACUGCACGGCCAAGCCAGGGGGAUCCCGGCUGUUACUCCGGCUCUGACCAACCGGAUGGCGUUUCCAUGCCAAGCGCAGCAGAGAGUGUGGUGGGGGUUCCUGCGAGUAUGGGCUUGGGGGAAGAUACCAUUCGGCAUGGGAGGAAAUCCCAUGGCAGUUCUGCCCCCGGGGAGGGCCGCGCAGCCGAUGUGUAUAAUUCCUUCCUAUACUGGCGCAGCCCAUUGCCGGAUAUCAGUGAGGAGCUGGAACUGCUGCCUGUGGAGCCCCAUAGGGAGUCGGAGCUAAAUGCCCGGCCCGGCCCCGUGUGCAGCUCCUAUAUGGCCAGCAGGGAGAUCGAGAUGGCCAUCCAGAGCCUGCAGGGACACAUGGACGAUCCCAACGUGCAAGCUCAGGUCCAGGUUCUGUCGGCCGCACUCCGGGCUGCUGAACUGGACUCCAUUGGCCAAGAAGAGGGAUUGGGGGUGCAGGAGAGGAGCCCCACAGAUAAUAAGUCUCCUUCCGAGAAUAAAACUGAAUUUCCACCUUCUGUUGUGAGCUCUCCAGAAUCAGAACCAACAGAACCAGUACCUCCUCCUCAGCAGGAAAUAGCGGAAGACCCCAGUUCCCCCAUUAAAUGUGAGGAGGAAGAGGAAGAUGAAGACAGUCAUGAGCAGGAAAAGCCCAAGCUUCAGGACGUGGUACCGCAGCCAUUACUGGACCAGUACCUGUCUAUGACUGACCCAGUCCGAGCCCAGAUGGUGGAUACAGAGAUCACCAAGCACUGCGCCUACAGCCUGCCGGGGGUGGCAUUAACCCUCGGACGGCAGAACUGGCACUGCCUGAAAGACACAUAUGAAACGCUGGCAGCUGAUGUUCAGUGGAAAGUUCGGCGGACGUUGGCCUUCUCCAUCCACGAGCUGGCAGUCAUCCUCGGGGAUCAGCUGACGGCAGCCGACCUGGUGCCCAUCUUCAACGGCUUCCUGAAGGAUCUCGACGAGGUGCGCAUCGGGGUGCUCAAGCACCUGUACGACUUCCUCAAGCUGCUCCACGCGGACAUGAGGCGCGAAUACUUGUAUCAACUCCAGGAGUUUCUCACUACCGAUAACAACAGGAACUGGAGAUUCCGCUAUGAACUGGCAGAGCAGCUGAUCCUGAUACUGGAGCUGUACAACCCCAGGGACGUGUAUGAUUACCUGCGGAGCAUUGCGAUGACUCUCUGCUCAGAUAAAGUCUCCGAGGUCAGAUGGAUCUCCUACAAGCUGAUUGUGGAGAUACUGAAGAAGUUCUUCGCCAACGGUGAAACCGAAAUGGGAAUCAAUUUCAUCAACGAGCUGGUCGUGCAGUUCCGCCACUCGUCCAAGUGGGUGGGGCGCCAGGCAUUUGCCUUCAUCUGUCAGGCGGUGGUGCAGGAGGAGUGUAUCCCAGCCGAGCAGUUUGUGAUCCACUUGCUUCCCAGCCUCCUCAGCCUGGCCUCCGACCCGGUGCCCAACGUGCGCGUUCUGCUCGCUAAAGCCCUCAAGCAAACGCUGCUGGAAAAAGCGUAUUUCACCAGCCUGGGCAAUCCGCACGUGGACGCGGUGGAGAAGACGGUGCAGGCCAUGCAGCUCGACAAGGACCAGGACGUGCGCUUCUUUUCCGCAGCUGAGCCCAAGCGACCCUUAAGCAGCACCCCCCUGGAACAGUCGGUGGAUUGAUCCGGCUCCACCCACAGACUCAAUGAUUGGCUCUUUCCUUCUCAGUGCCAGGCAGAGGCCGAGUGGCUCCUCCCCUUGCGACGCCGACCUGCCUGGCAGGGAAAGGGUUACUCCGGCAUGCAGUAUAUCACAGAUGUUUCACCCUGAGCGCUUUGAUUUCCAAGAAAGAAAGAGGGGUCCCCACCCCUAGGGGGCGCCGAGGUAUUUGGUUUUUCUUUCUCCCACAAAACAAAGGGCUCCGCCUUCCUUCCCAGCGACCCAAUCCGAUGUGUCUGUAUAUACGUGUACAAGAGAGCGCCCAGAGGAGACUGUAACUUCUGUAAUAUGUUUUUAAAUAUAUUUUAUAUAUUUUUUUAACAAAACCUGUGGUUGAGGGGGCGGGGGGUGGGGUUUGGGGGGGUGAAUAAAAAAUACUUCGGAACCACAUUGGUAGCAACAUCCAGGGGGGUCUUUUUUGUUAUGUUUUUGGACUGUAUUUGCCUAGAGAUGAACACUGCAUGGAAUCAUUCUAACCCGAUAGACCCCUGUCAUAAAGCGGGGGGGGGGUAACUGGGGGCAAAUACUGCGUGGGGGGGUGGCUUAGUGUUAUACAUUGCCAUUCAUGUCCAUAGCAGGGGCGUACGGGGUGCUGCUCACACCAGGGCUGCUUGAAUAAAGGGGUGGUUUAAUAUGUUA